GGCGAGAGAGAUUGAGAGAGAGAGAGAGGCCGACCUUGUUCUUCUCUAGCUAGCUAGUGUCAUUUUCAAAUAUAUACUCUCGAGGAACUUAACAUGACUGCCUUUCAUCCCUCCCUUAUUUUCCUUUCCAUGCCUUUCUGGAAAUUCCUCAGCCUUCUCUCUUUCUUUACUUUCAUCCAUUUCUUGGCUUCUCAUUAAAUAUAAUCCACAGAUAUGUUAUCCCUCCACUUUUUACACUAAUAUUCUGCAGAUCAACAAACAAUCACUCACAUAUAACCAAAUCACUCCUCUCCUUUUUUUUUUUUUUCUUUUUUGUUAGUUCAAUCAGAAGCUCCUGCCUUGAGUUCUUGUUUUACCUUUUACUCAUCUCUCCCAAGGCUCUAUCUGUGUGUUUGUGUGUGGAGUGAAAGAAAGAAAGAGAGAGAUCCCACAUCUAUAUAUUUAUAUUACUUAAUUAGCAGUCUUAGAUUUGCUUAUUCAGAGAAAAGAGAAGCCAAGUUUUUGUUUGUUUAAAAAAAAGAUGCCCUUGGAGGGGAUUUUCAUAGAACCUAAUACAACCACCUCCAACUCCUCAUCACUCCCUGAUCUUUCUCUACACAUCAGUCUUCCCAACACUUCACCCAAUUGCAAUGGCAUGAAUCACAUUCAUGAUUCCUCGCUUAAUUCCCUAGCUUCUUCGCAACCUUACGGAACCACCACCGAGCUCUCCCUCACCCAUCCAGCCAAUCAUAUUAGCCAAGAACGAACACAUCACCUAAUGAGCCCUUUUCAUCACCAAAACUACGGAACCUCUUCAUCAUCGUCGAGUAUGGAGGCGUCGUUGAGACCGAUAAAGGGAAUCCCCGUGUACCAAAACCGUUCAUUCCCUUUCUUGCCAUUAGAUCAUCACCCCUCGAGAGAAAAACUAGAUCCAAAGAUGUGCUUGUAUCCGAUGCAAUCUUAUCCUAAUAACUCACCCUCGCUCUCUCACUCGCCUUAUUUUAGCGCGAACUUGGACCAAAUGUCUUCAAUCUUAAAUAAUUCUGGCCCUAAUGGAUCCUUCUCCGGGGGUUACAGGAUCCCCGGAGGAGCUUCUAGGUAUAACGGCCUCUCAUCUAAUUACAUUAAUCAUCAUCAUCACCAUGUUAACAACCAGUUCGGAGUUGGGGUUUCCGAGCCUUCACAUCACGCUAUGAUGAGAUCAAGAUUCCUGCCCAAGCUCCCUGCUAAAAGAAGUAUGAGAGCGCCAAGGAUGCGAUGGACAAGCACGCUUCAUGCUCGGUUUGUUCAUGCCGUUGAGCUACUUGGUGGCCAUGAAAGGGCAACUCCAAAGUCUGUUCUUGAGCUCAUGGAUGUCAAAGAUCUCACACUGGCUCAUGUCAAGAGCCAUUUACAGAUGUAUCGGACUGUUAAAACAACUGACAAACCAGCUGCUUCUUCGGGACAAUCGGAUGGAUCCGGAGAAGAAGAUAUUUCGACAUUGGGCAGCUCAGGGUCCGGCAGAUUCGCAGAUCCCAGACCCCCUUCUGAUCCAAGACUCUGGAGCAACUCUUCAAGCAACAGAGAGGAUUGGUUGCAGACUAACUCAGUCGACCCAGACCGGAUCAGACCGCUCUCGACAUUAACAUCGCAGCAGAGAUCUGCAGCUCACCAGAUUGAGGAAUGUGAUUCUGCCCAGCUGAAGAGCUACUUGGGAUCUAGUUUGGAUCACAAAAACCCAAGCCUGGAGUUCACAUUAGGGAGGCCAGGUUGAACGAGUGACCUAAUUGGAAGCAUAGAUGACCAUGCAUGCAUGCAUCUUUCUCUUUGGUUUUGCCUUAAAGUAUUCCGAGGAUAUGUCUUGUGUUGAUGUUAAAGAAAUUUUCAUGCUACAAGAAGAAAACAUAAAGAAAAAAAUGUUGAUCAGGGUGGAGAGAGGAUUGAGAUUUGGUCAUUUAGCAUGCAUAUGCAUGCAUGCUAACUUCUCUUUUGUAGUAUAGAAGCUUACUAUUUUUCUUUUUUACUUUGGUUUUAAAUGUUUUCUACACGUAGAGACUUCAAAGAGCUGGGAAAUAGUGAGAUGAGUUGAAA
This is a messenger RNA of Daucus carota subsp. sativus, 2049 nucleotides long. Its product is annotated as transcription repressor KAN1. NCBI's taxonomy places the organism in Eukaryota, Viridiplantae, Streptophyta, Magnoliopsida, Apiales, Apiaceae. The transcript is spliced from 6 exons. Gene Ontology annotation, biological process: abaxial cell fate specification; regulation of DNA-templated transcription. The record is from RefSeq and is a predicted model, not a curated record. Gene Ontology annotation, cellular component: nucleus. Bases 521 to 1732 code for a protein of 403 amino acids. Gene Ontology annotation, molecular function: transcription cis-regulatory region binding.